Molecule: messenger RNA, 880 nt
Organism: Populus trichocarpa (black cottonwood)
Lineage: Eukaryota; Viridiplantae; Streptophyta; Magnoliopsida; Malpighiales; Salicaceae
Product: probable peroxygenase 4
Exons: 7
Coding region: 208-813 (201 amino acids)
Molecular function (GO): monooxygenase activity; calcium ion binding
Source: RefSeq, a predicted model, not a curated record
CAGCCAUUUUCAUUUGUGCCAACAGACCCCUUCCCUAUUAAUAGCUGGCACUCAAACAGCAACAAGCAUCCAUUAAAGUAGAACAGAACAAAGCCUUUGGUUCUCUUCUCUAGCACCCGCAGUAUAUAUCCUUUCCACCCCAUUAAACACUACCUCUCAUCCCCAUCUCUCUAAUUGCUUUCACAGUUCCAUCUUGCUACUAUAGACAUGAAUUCCUCCACCUUAUCAUCAACCGAUAAGCAACAAAAUGGGAAAUUUGUACCAAAUGAUCAUAACGUACUGCAGAAGCAUGUCUUCUUCUUUGAUAGGAAUCAAGAUGGCAUUGUUUAUCCCUGGGAGACGUUUCAAGGUUUUCGUUCAAUUGGGUGUGGUAUCUUGUUAUCCACUGCCAGUGCCUUUCUGAUCAAUAUCGCUCUCAGCCAGAAAACUCGACCUGGGAAGUUUCCUUCUCUUUUGUUCCCUAUUGAGGUUAAGAACAUCCAGCGAGCCAAGCAUGGGAGUGAUUCUGGUGUAUAUGACAGUGAAGGAAGGUUUGUUCCUGCAAAAUUUGAAGAAAUCUUCAGCAAACAUGCACGUUCACAUCCAAAUUCCUUGACAUCAGACGAGCUGAUGGGAAUGCUCAAGGCUAACAGAGAACCCAAGGACUUCAAAGGAUGGGUUGCUUCCUACACAGAAUGGAAGAUCCUGUACACUCUUUGCAAGGAUAAGGAUGGUUUGCUUCACAAGGAUACUAUUAGAGCUGUCUAUGAUGGAAGCUUAUUUGAACGCAUGGAGAAGGAAAGAGCAUCACCAAAAAAGACAGCCGUUGUGUAAGAAAAGGAAUAUAUAUAUAUAUAUUUGGUAGGCUUGGAUACUGUUCCGGUUGGCCAUAUUACUUCAA